AAUGAGCUACAGAAACGCUUUUUUAAAUGAACUGUCUCAAAUUGCACGAAGGCGGUGUUUUUGUUUGAAAGUUAUCACCGGAAGUCCUGUCUUUUCAUUGUGGUUCUUGACAUUACGCGCACUCCAAUGCCAACUUUGUCGGAGCGCACAGGCGCACUGUUCACUGCCAAACACGGCUGUGUUGAACGAGAAGACUUCUCACCGCAGUCACCUCUGAGCAAACAUUAGUUUUGAACUAAAAACACAGAUAUUAGAAUAUUUCACAGGUUUUACGCACAGCGCCGCGCCGGACUCUGCUGACCUGUGUCUACUUUGACAGUGAAAAUCCUGACGAGUUGGGUUGUAUUUUAGUUUUUUUCUUUUCUUUGCUUUUUUGUGGCGGACUUGUCAACAUAAUGUGGGGGAUCCAUAAGACGCGUUACGCAGACUGUAACGGAUCUGAAGCCAGUGAAGAGACAGAGAUUGUUGUUAACAUCGGCGGGGUGAAACAGGUGUUAUUUGGGGACGUGUUGAAUCGCUUUCCGGACACCCGGCUGGCAGAACUGGUGGACUGUUCACUUAAGUCUUCUGAAGAAAUAUCUUUACUAUGUGACGACUACGACCCUGACACAGGAGAGUUUUAUUUUGACAGAGACCCUGAGGCAUUUAAAUGUAUAAUCGAGCUGUAUUAUUAUGGAGAGAUUCACAUGAAACGAGGAAUCUGUCCGAUUUGUUUCAUGAAGGAGAUGGAGUUCUGGAAAAUCGGCUCUGAAUUCCUGGAUGACUGUUGUAAAUGCCACCUGAAGGAGGUCGAGGAUGAACUUGCAGAGAUUGCAGAGAAAGUAAAAACUAUCCUGGUGGACCGAGAAGGAGAUCCGACUGCAGCAGGCUGGCAGCGCUUCCAGAUGUGCCUCUGGAGGCUGAUGGAGAAACCAGAGUCAUCGCUGCCUGCGCACAUCAUCGCUAUAGCAUCCUUCAUCUUCAUCCUCGUAUCAUCCGUGGUGAUGUGUGUCGGGACCAUCCCCGACCUGCAGGUGGAGGAUUCAGAAGGUAAUCUCUCAGAGCACCCAACUCUGGAGGUCAUCGAGACGGUGUGCAUCGGCUGGUUCACUAUUGAAUACUUCCUGCGUUUGAUUUCCUCCCCGAAUAAAAUCAAAUUCGUCCUGGCUUUUAUGAACAUCAUCGACUUCAUGGCGAUCAUACCAUUCUUUGUGGUGCUGAUUCUGACUUCCUUUGGCGCAGGAGUGAUGGAGCUGGCUAACGUGCAACAAGCUGUGCAGGCUUUACGCAUAAUGCGCAUUGCGCGCAUUUUCAAGCUGGCACGACAUUCCUCUGGACUCCAGACCCUCACAUCUGCCCUGAAGAGCAGCUUCAAAGAGCUGGGGCUGCUCCUCAUGUAUAUGGGCGUGGGAGUGUUUCUUUUCUCCGCAUUGGGCUACACCAUGGAGCAGAACCAUCCGGACACUUUGUUUACCAGCAUCCCACAGUCGUUCUGGUGGGCUGUGAUCACCAUGACCACGGUGGGCUAUGGAGACGUCUACCCUAAGACCACUUUAGGUCGUUGUAACGCGGCCAUCAGCUUUCUGUGCGGAGUGAUCGCCAUAGCGCUGCCCAUACACCCCAUCAUCAACAAUUUUGUUUUGUUCUACAACAAGCAACAGGUGCUGGAGACUGCGGCCAAGCACGAGAUUGAACUGAUGGCCCUGCGCUCCGGUGACGGCGAGCAGGAGGCUGCACCUGGCGCCCAUAAACAUAUUUGCGGCGCAGGAGUCUGGGACAUGCGCUCCUGUCACAGCGACACAUACAUCCCCUUACUGAAGGAUCCCAGAGGAGGGGCAGGGAUUCAGACACCCAGCAUGGACACAAGCUUUGAAAGCACAGCCGAGGCUACUGAAUAUUUCAUCUCUUGAACACUGAAGUGAAGCAAUAAAGAUUAAUGAUACCAAGACGGAGACAUGCUUGUAAAUAGCCCCUGUAGAAGAUAAUAGGACUGCUCUCCAAGGACCUUUAAUGUGUUUGAGGACUUGUGCCACCAAUUAAAGGGACAUGUGUUUGAGAUAUUGACUUGAUGAGCCGUUGCCUUUGCGCAGUAACUCCCUGUAGGCUGAGGGGUUUCUGUUUGAACAGCCAGUACACUGAUUCCCCCAUGUAGGCUUCUUAUAUAACACCCCACCAUCCCCAAUCCUCACACUCAUACUGUAGACUGCACUGUAGCCUCUUCAUAUGUACAGAAAUAUAUCACAAUGGAUGUUUUUUUUUGUUGGUUUUUUUUGUAAUAUCUCCUCAAGGAGAAAAGAGAAAUGUAGUCAAUCCAUGAUAUGUGUAUGAACAAUGUACAGGCAUCACAGCAAAACUGAAGGGAUUGAGUGAUAGAGACUUAUAGUGCCAUACAUCUCUCACUGAGAUAUUAAAUGUACUCUAGAGAAAGGUAAACGGGUAUGGUAGGGAAUAUAAAAGCAACACAUCUUCUGGUUCUGCCUCUGAUCUUCUUGGCAUCAGUGUAAUUUUGUGUAUGAUUGUGAGGUAAUAUAUCAGAUAUAAAACCUCCUCACUGGGCUGAAGUAGUGGCUGUGAUCAGACAGGGUCAUGUAACCGACACCAAGACCUCAGAGGCUUCCUUGGCUGCAGGACAUGUUCCUAUAAUGGGUUUAAAUAUUGCAGCAGCCGUCAUCACUCUGCUCCUCCCCGGAGGAUCAUUGGCAUAACUUGACCACCAAGUUAUGGGUGAGGAGGAAGGAGCAACAGGAUAGAGGUUGGACAAAAAUAAACCCACUGCUCUUCAACUUCAAGGAUAUGAAUAAAAAAAUAUGAAUAAUAUGGACUUUUUUUAUUCUUCAAAACCAAAAAUGGGAUUCAUUAUCAGGUUAGAAACAUAAACAGAAGGUGUGAGAGCAUUAUUAUGGCAGUGUCUGCCUGUGAGACAUAUUCCUUAAUGCAUUACUGCUCUAUUUUUAAAUGAAAAGUGAAUGGACAAGGCAUGUUUUCCACUCAAAAUUGGCUUAAUGGUCGCUGCAGUUAAAAGCUGCAUUUUCACAGUUUGAAAGGUCUCAGCCAUCAGUCUGAGCGGCAUGAAACUUUCGGCAUGAAUAGAACAAUCCUUAGAAAUUAGUUUGCACAGUAGGAGAGCUGUAAUUAAAAUUUGACAUAUUUAAUUCAAGUGUUUCAGACGUCGGUGGUUUGAUUGUGUUCUUGUGCAAUUCUGUCAAAUGUUUUGAAGUGAAUUUUUUUGUCAAGCUUUUGUGCAGGUAAAGAAGAAGGAGACUUUGAUU
Messenger RNA from Larimichthys crocea (large yellow croaker), 3248 nucleotides. Its product is annotated as potassium voltage-gated channel subfamily F member 1. The record is from RefSeq and is a predicted model, not a curated record. Gene Ontology annotation, biological process: action potential; potassium ion transmembrane transport; protein homooligomerization. The transcript has a single exon. Gene Ontology annotation, molecular function: voltage-gated potassium channel activity. The coding region runs from base 396 to 1889 and encodes 497 amino acids. Gene Ontology annotation, cellular component: membrane; voltage-gated potassium channel complex. Lineage: Eukaryota; Metazoa; Chordata; Actinopteri; Sciaenidae.